Penicillium concentricum is the source of this 1551-nucleotide messenger RNA. RefSeq names its product glycoside hydrolase family 43 protein. NCBI's taxonomy places the organism in Eukaryota, Fungi, Ascomycota, Eurotiomycetes, Eurotiales, Aspergillaceae. Gene Ontology annotation, biological process: carbohydrate metabolic process. The transcript has 4 exons. The coding region runs from base 1 to 1551 and encodes 516 amino acids. The record is from RefSeq and is a predicted model, not a curated record. Gene Ontology annotation, molecular function: hydrolase activity, hydrolyzing O-glycosyl compounds.
AUGAGUUACGUUAAUCCCAUCAUUCCGGGGUUUAACCCCGACCCAUCGAUCGUUCGUGUGGGUAAAGACUUUUUCUUGGUUACCUCCACGUUUGAAUACUUCCCUGGAGUUCCCAUUUACCACAGCCAGGAUUUGAUUAAAUGGAAAUUGAUCGGUCAUGCGUUGACACGACCAAGCCAGCUUCAAAUCCAUACACCAGAACCGGGAGGCGGAGUAUGGGCAACCACGAUUCGGUAUCAUGCGGGGGUUUACUAUAUCAUGGCAGCGAGCUUUCAGCGUUAUCGUCCUCAACAAGAUGACCGAGUUUGGCCACAGGGAUUCUAUGUCAGAACGACCGAUAUAUGGAAUGACAAGACAUGGUCUGAUCCAAUCUAUUUUGAUCAAGUUGGUUUUGACCAAGAUCUUUUUUGGGAUGACGAUGGAACCGUAUAUUUAUCGUCCACCUACAGAAAGACUCAGCCAACUGCUGGUGCUAAGCUGAAAGACUUUGCGAUUCAUAUAUGCACUGUUGAUCUGGUCACGGGACAUUCGACAUCAGCACCUAAAUUGAUCCGGGAAUCUUCUUCUGGUGUUGCCGAGGGGUCACAUAUUUUCAAACGCGGUCGUUAUUGGUAUUUGUUCACAGCAGAAGGUGGUACUGAAAGUGGCCAUAGCGAAUGGGUGAACCGCAGUGAGGUCAGUCCGUUGGGACCGUGGGAGCUUGGACCAAAUAACCCUCUGUGGCGCAAUGGUGUGGAGGACGAAGUGCAGAACACCGGGCAUGCCGAUCUGGUUGAGGACACCAAUGGGCAGUGGUGGGCAGUUGUUCUCGGCGUUCGUCCUUUAAGACGGGGAGAUACGUGGGAAGAAUCAGUCCUAGGCCGAGAGACAUUUCUCGUUCCUUUGGAAUGGAAGGACGAUUGGCCUGUGAUCAAUGGGGGACAGAAAAUCAGUCUCAACUCCCAUGGACCUGGUCUUUAUCAGUUUCAUACUCCGGUUUCUUGGAGAGAUGAAUUCUCGGAGCCAGAAAUGGAAGUUGACACACCCUUCGUAAAUGACUACUCCCUUACGGAGCACCCCAAUCAUCUUCGUCUCCAUGGUGGACCCUAUAACCUGUCAGUGCCAGCCAGUCCAACCAUGUUCCUUCGCAAGCAAACCCACCGCCUCUGCAGGUGGGAAACAAUGCUCUCCUUUCAACCGACGGUAGACGAAACCGAGGCUGGUACUGUGGUCUGGUUAAACUAUUUUACAUAUAGCAGCAUCGGUAUCAGGAAGGAUACCAAGGGCCGUUUCAUCCGUUUUCGGCCAUCGGAGGGUGACAUCGUGGAGCAUAGAUUGAAUACAAACACUGCUGUCACUCUCACAGUUGACUGUGGCACCGAGUAUCGAUUUGGGUAUCGUGAAGGCACAGAAUCUGAAGUCCACUGGAUUGGUUCAGUUUCUAACAGUGCUGCUACGGCGGCACCUCCCGUUGGGGCCAACUUUACCGGCAUGAUGUUGGGGCUGUAUGCGUUUGGAGAGCGUCAGCGAUGCCUGGCCCCAGCUGAUUUUGCGUACGCAGAAUUUAGAUAA